This is a messenger RNA of Aplosporella prunicola CBS 121167, 2394 nucleotides long. RefSeq lists its product as uncharacterized. NCBI's taxonomy places the organism in Eukaryota, Fungi, Ascomycota, Dothideomycetes, Botryosphaeriales, Aplosporellaceae. Gene Ontology annotation, biological process: N-terminal peptidyl-methionine acetylation. Gene Ontology annotation, molecular function: protein-N-terminal amino-acid acetyltransferase activity; protein binding. The transcript is spliced from 5 exons. The coding region runs from base 1 to 2394 and encodes 797 amino acids. The record is from RefSeq and is a predicted model, not a curated record. Gene Ontology annotation, cellular component: cytoplasm; NatA complex.
AUGCCUCAACCACUGAGCUCCAAGGAGAACUCGCUGUUUCGCCAGCUUGCCGCUGAUCAGAUCCUCAAAAAGCAGCCCAACCAUGGCGACACCCAGGCCAUGAAGGCGCUGAUCCUGAACUCGCAAGGUCAGACCGACGAUGCAUUUGCGCUCGCCAAGCUCGCUCUCAAGAGCGACGUCAAGUCGCACAUUUGCUGGCACGUUUACGGCAUUCUCUACCGCUCCGCCAAAAACUAUGACGAGUCCAUCAAGGCGUACAAGUUUGCGCUCAGGCUCGAGCCCGACUCGGUGCAGAUCCAGCGCGACCUCGCGACGCUGCAGGUGCAGAUUCGCGAUUAUCAGGGAUACAUUCUGAGCCGGAAGGACAUGCUCAAGGCGAGGCCGCAGCUGCGCCAGAACUGGACGGCAUUGGCCGUUGCAUACCAUCUGGCGGGGGAUUACACGAAUGCCAUCGACAUUUUGGAGAGGUUCGAGGAGACUCUCAAGAACCCCGUGUCGCGGUCAGACAUUGAGCACUCGGAAGCCGUUAUCUACAAGAACACCAUCAUGGCCGAGAAGGGAGACGUCGAGGGGGCUUUGAAGCACCUUGACACCAUCAUAAAGACCAAUGCGGACAGGACGGCAGUGAUGGAGCUUCGCGCGGAGUACCUGCUGAAGUUGGAUCGCAAGGAAGAGGCGGAGAAGGCAUACCGUGAUCUUCUGGAGCGCAACAGCGAAUACCGUUUGUACUAUGAUGGCUUGGAAAAGUCUCUUGGUCUGGACAGGUCAAAUCCGGAGUCGCUGGAAAAGCUGGAGGAGCUGUACAGGUCGUUUGCCGAGAAGAGCGAGCGCUUGGACGCCGCCAGGCGGAUACCAUUGGACUUCUUGGAAGGUGACAAGUUCCGCACAGCUGCUGACAGCUACCUGCGGAGGAUGCUGAACAAGGGUGUGCCAUCGACCUUUGCGAACGUCAAGGCGCUGUACCAGGACCCCGCCAAGCUGAAGACUAUACACGAGUUGGUCGUUAGUUACGAGUCGGAGAAGCAGGCCAACGGCUCCGCAAGCGAGCCGGCUAACGGCGAGUCCUCGAACCAAUUCGAGAAGGCUGUGCUGUACUUCCUGGCCCAGCACUACAACUACCACCUCAGCCGUGACCUGUCCAAGGCCAUGGAGUACAUUGACCGCGUGAUCGAGAUGGACCCGAAGUUUGUGGACUACACCAUGACCAAGGCGCGGAUAUGGAAGCAUCACGGCAACACGGCGAAGGCGGCUGAGACCAUGGACCAGGCCCGGCGCCUGGACGAGAAGGACCGCUACAUCAACACCAAGUGUGCCAAGUACCAGCUGCGCAACAAUGACAACGAGACUGCCCUGGACACGAUGAGCAAGUUCACGCGUAACGAGGCCGUCGGCGGCGCGCUCGGCGAUCUGCACGACAUGCAGUGCAUGUGGUACAUCACUGAGGACGGCGAGGCGUACAUGCGGCAGGGCAAGCUUGGCCUGGCGCUCAAGCGCUUCCAGGCCAUCUACGACAUCUUCGGCGUCUGGGAAGAGGACCAGUUCGACUUCCACACCUUCUCGCUGCGCAAGGGCCAGGUCCGCGCCUACAUCGACAUGGUCAGAUGGGAGGACAAGCUCCGCGAGCACCCCUUCUACAGCCGCUCCGCCAUCUCCGCCGUCAAGACCUACACCAGCCUGCACGACAACCCAGCGCUGGUCAAGGAGAGCAUUGAGAAGAGCAAGCUGUCCAAGAAGGCAAGAAAGGAGGGCGAGAAGAAGCCCCCUGCCAAGCCCCAGCUCGACUUCAACGGUGAUGUCAAGAAGGAGGACACAGACCCGAAGGGCGAGGCACUGUUGAAGACGGACAAGCCGCUCGAGGUUGCGAUGAAGUUCCUUGGCCCCCUGCUGGAGCAGAGCCCCAAGAACAUUGAGGCGCAGAACGUCGGCUUCGAGGUCUUCCUCAGGAGGAAGAAGUACCUCCUCGCGCUCAAGUGCCUGCGCGACGCGCACGCCAUCGAUCCCGAGAACCCCACGCUGCACGAGCAGACGGUCCGCUUCCAACAAACCCUUUCCACCCUCCCCGACGCCGAGAAGCUCGACGACAAGGUCUCGGCUGUCAUCAAAUCCACCUUCACUCUCAUCCCCGAAGGCACCACCUCCGCCGCCUUCACCGACGCCUACCUGUCCAAGCACGCGGGCUCCACGGCCCACGUCCUCGGCGGCCUGCGCGCCCGCCGCGCCAUCGACCCCAAGGCCGAGACGACGGAGCCGGCGCUCGCGCUCGCGCGCGCAGACAACGCGACUGUCGACGACGCGCGCCUGGUCCUGGCUGCGCUGACGCAGUGGGGCGCCACCGAGAGCGCGGACGCGCUGCGCAAGGAGGCCGGGGACAAGUGGCCCGAGGCCGUGUUGUAA